UGCAUGCAGCCAAGACAGGCCUGGGGAAGGCUGAACCAUGGAGCGUCUCUGCUCCCCACUGGCCCUAGCACUGCUGGCGAUGACCCUGCUGGAGGGUGCUCAAGGGAGUUGGAAACAGGCAGGGUGCGGCCAGCCCAGGAUCUCCGGCCGGAUUGUGGGGGGUGGGGACGCCCCAAGGGGCCGGUGGCCGUGGCAGGUCAGCAUUCAGCACAAUGGACACCACUUCUGUGGUGGGUCCCUCGUCUCAGCCCAGUGGGUUGUGUCAGCAGCUCACUGCUUCCAAUUAUCUGACCUUGUCUCUUCCUAUCGUGUGAACCUGGGGGAGUACCAGCUCUCCUAUCCCUCCCGGUGCCGGAUCUCAUCCCCCGUGAGCCAGAUCUUUGUCCAUCCCAACUACAGCAGCACGUGGAAGUCUGCCGACAUCGCCCUACUGCAGCUGACAGAGCCAGUGCGAUACACCAAUGAAAUUCUCCCCGUCUGCUUGCCAGGCCCCUCCGACUCCUUCCCUGACAACCACAUGUGCUGGGUCACUGGUUGGGGAAGAAUAGACUCUGAGGUCUCUCUUCCACCCCCUAAGACACUGCAGGAGGUUCAGGUCCAGCUGAUCGACACUGCAGCCUGCAACACUCUCUACAACAUCAACCCAGCCCCGAACAUCGGCAGGGAUCGCGUCAAACCUGAUAUGAUCUGUGCCGGCUACGCUGAAGGGCAGAGGGACUCCUGCCAGGGUGAUUCUGGGGGGCCGCUGGCAUGUGACCACAAUGGGACCUGGUUCCUGAUGGGCAUCGUGAGUUGGGGGGAAGGCUGUGGCCAGCCCAAUCAUCCUGGUGUCUAUGUCCGGACGGUGGCCUAUGGCGAAUGGAUAUGGGAGCACAUUGGCUCCGGAAGCCAAGCCAGCACCAUGGGGAACUGCACCUCAGGGACAAAUGAUGCCAAACCCUCUUUCAGCAGCUUCAUGCUUCUCUUCAUCACCUCUCCCCUGAUGUCACUGUGACCCCCCCCUUCCAUUGGGAUGCCCCCCAUCUCUUCCUCCUCUGUUCACCCACUAGUGAAACUUUGCACUGUCUGGGGGCAGCUUGAGAUGCAGAUAGGAGAGUAACCUGAGAGUUACCAGCAACGCCCACAUGCCUGAGUCUGCAGCCAGCCUGAGCCAAUUGCUGUGAGAAGGGGGAGCUGCCCUGAGUGUGACUGACGCUGUUUCAGGUGGGAUCUCUCAGGGAUCUGUUUAUGGCCCUAUGCUAAGAAUAUAAGAACUUAAGAAUGGCCAUACUGGGUCAGGCCAGUGGUCCAUCUAGCCUAGUUUCCUGUCUUCCAACAGUGGCCAAUUCCUGGUGCUUCAGGGGGAAUGAACAGAACAGGGCAAUUAUUGAUUUAUCCAUCCCCUGUCGUCCACUCCCAGCAUGUGGCAGUCAGGGGCUUAGGGGCUGCACCCCUGACCACCUUGGCUUAUAGCUAUUGUUGGACCAGUUCUCCAUUAAUUUAUCUAAUUCUUUUUGAACUCAGUUAUACUUUUGUCAUUCGCAACAUUUCCUGGGAAUGAGUUCCACCUGUUGACUGUGUGUUGUGUGAAGAAAUCCUUCCUUUUGUUUGUGUUAAACUUGCUGCCCAUUAACUUCA
Molecule: messenger RNA, 1617 nt
Organism: Malaclemys terrapin pileata
Lineage: Eukaryota; Metazoa; Chordata; Testudines; Emydidae
Product: serine protease 27-like
Exons: 6
Coding region: 38-994 (318 amino acids)
Biological process (GO): proteolysis
Molecular function (GO): serine-type endopeptidase activity
Source: RefSeq, a predicted model, not a curated record